AGUAGGCAAGGAGGUGUGUUUUGUCAUGGCGCGGAUCAAUAUGUGAUAGUGUUUGUGUUAAUUUUGUAAAUACUUUUUUCGUUGUUGUUGAUGGUUGUUGGACGUGUUUUUUAACUUCUAAAUUAACGAGAAGCAAUGAAAUGGCUCAGUCAUUUCAUUUGCUUUUUUCUGAUAACUGCUGGUGUUCAUGGUUUAGGUAACCCAUAUCAAAUUUUAGGAAUACAUAGGAGAGCAACACUACAAGAAAUAAGGAAGGCAUACAAGCAGUUAGCGAAAGAAUGGCAUCCUGAUAAAAAUAGUGAUCCCGCCGCCGAAAAUAAAUUCGUGGAAAUAAACCAGGCAUAUGAGCUUUUAACUGAUCCUGAACGAAGAAAGAAGUAUGACAAUUUUGGGAUAACGGAAGAAACUCCACCUCUACGUCCAAAACGUGAUUAUAGUCAGUAUCGAAGAGAUCCAUUUGAUGAUCUCUUUGGCACUCAUGGAGGUAGUUUUAAAUUUCAAUUUCAGGAUCGUGACAUCACUACGUUUCAUCAGCUUAGUGUCACAACUCGGGCUUUUGAGAACAAAAUUGUACCAAAGAGUUUCAGAAUUCCAUAUCUUGUAAUGUUCUACUCGGAUUGGUGCUUUGCUUGUCUGCAAGUGGAGCCAGUAUGGAGAAGAUUAAUAGAAGAAUUGGAGCCAUUAGGAUUUGGCAUUGUUACAGUUCAUUCAGAAAAUGAGCCAAUGCUGACAAAAAAAAUUGGCAUCCAUACACUGCCUACUCUUGUUGUACUGUUGGAUGGGAAAGCUAGUAUUUAUAGAGACUCACUUUUUAGUGUUCAAAAAAUUGUUGAAUUUGUGAGAAGUAGAUUUCCAUAUCGAUUAGUUCAGCCAGUUGAAGAUGAAACAGUCUCCUUAUUUCUGAGUGGUUGGAAAGACAACAGAGUUAGAGCACUUAUAUUUGAGCGCCAUGAUUCAGUGAGGUUACGGUACCUAUUAAUGGCAUUUUUCUACAGGGAACGUGUUGCAUUUGGGUUUGUGCAGCUGAAUUCUCCUGCCACUGGAUCUGUUCAAAAGAAGUACAAAGUUCCUAGUGAUAUUGAUACUCUAUUGCUUUUCAAUGAAAAUAUUGAUCGUCCAGUUGCAAGUCUGAGCAUGUCAGACAUGCCAAUAAAAACAAUGCAGGAUAUUAUUAAUAGUAACAAAUAUCUAAUGCUUCCCAGAUUGUCUUCACAGGGGAUGUUUGAUGCAUUAUGUCCUCCCGAGUGGUCACGACCAAGAAAGAGACUGUGUGUAGUGCUAGUAUCUCAAGAUACACCAUACCAUGAUGAUGCAAGACAAGCACUAAGGGAUUUUGCCCAGGAAUCGUCAUACAAUGUGGAAAGAGUUCGUUUUGUGUAUAUUUUCCAGGAGAAACAAAUGGAGUUUAUAAAUGCACUAACAAGCGGUGAAGGCGGUCCACUGGAGCCUUCCUUACAUAUUGUUAUCAUAUGGCGGAGAGAUGCAAAUCAUAUUAAAUAUGAAUGGUUACCACAUACUUGGGAUUCUGCCAAGAUUAAGGAAUGGAAUGAAACAAGGGAUCAGCUGGAAUCCACUAUACAGCGAUUACUUCAUUCAACAGAAGCAUUAACAUAUGAGGCUGUUAUCAAGGAGUUAAUGGAUGAGCAUGCACAAGGGAUCAUGAUGCGCAUACUGGCCAAGGUUUUUUCUGCCGUGGACUACCUCAAAGACAAUAUAACCAAGGAACAGUUACUGCCACUUCUGUCUGUUUUAGGAACAGUUGUCUUCAUUGUGAUUGGAGGGUACAUAAUGACAUAUCUUGUCCGACUUGAGGAAGAAAGCAUCCGAAAAAAACAGUGUACAAAUGGUGCAGCUCCAAAACCAGAGACUGGAAAUUAUGAAGCUACAACAAUGAAGAAGACUGGAAAGCCAACAGCACCGGAGUUACGAUUACACGAACUUCGAGCUGAAACAUACAAUGGGAUGGUUCGCCUUUUGAAACCUGGUUGUCGUACAAUUGUACUUCUAGUUGAUACACAGUCUCGUAACCAACUUAUAGCUGCAUUUCACAAAACAGUCUGGCCCUAUCGCAAAAAUAAGACAUUAAUGUUUGGCUACUUGAUGCUGGAUCGUGCUUUAGAGUGGUACAAGUGUUUACUAACACUGAGCUUACCGGAACCAAGAGAUCUUAACAUUAAUCCGAGGAAUUGCAUUGGGACCGUCCUGUCGCUAAAUGGCCAUCGGAAAUACUUUUGCAUGUAUCAUGCUAAGCACCCUGAAUGCGGUAGAGGAAAAGGUUCAAAGCGUAUGGUAAAAAUGACAAAACGCAUCAGCAAUACACCUAAUGCAACAAAUGGAGCAUUUAUGGGUUUUGAUACUAGUGAAUCAGAUGACACAGAAACCUCUGACAUUGAGCAAGGGUACCAGCAAGAUGAUGGUCUACUAUCUGACAAAUACAGCAAUGUUGUAUUCCAAGGUAACCUUCUUGAUGGUUUACCCAAUUGGCUUGAUAGGCUGUUCGAAGGAACAACACAACGAUACUAUAUAAAUUAUUGGCCAGAUUUUCCACUGAAGUAGGCAGUUGGCCAAUGAUCUGUAUAACAAGAGGUGCUGUACUAAGAAGUAUAACUUGUCUGCUUUUGUAAAAUAAUAUAAAAAUUUAAAACAUUUUAAAAUAUCAUGUACAUAACUUUUCAUAAAUUCCUUAGAAGCCCAUUUCUCUUAAAGUUUUUGCAAGUUCCAUGUUCCGAAGAAGUUCUGUACCCUAAUUGGAAAUCUUUCUCCCAAAUGCUGUGAUUUGAUUAAGGAGUGUUGUUGUUUUCUAGAAGAGGAAUGUACUUUGUUAAUCUGGCUGUUACUAAAAAAACUAUAGUGUAUUAUUUAUGAUGUGGCAUUUUGAGGGUCCCAUGACUGACAGAAAUAAGAAUGUUGUUUUUUUAGCAUUUAUGCAGCUGUUGUUGUGGUAUGAGCAAAUUUGAUUGUAUUAUUGGAGAAGAUUCUGAAUACUGUUACAGU
Molecule: messenger RNA, 2994 nt
Organism: Schistocerca cancellata (South American locust)
Lineage: Eukaryota; Metazoa; Arthropoda; Insecta; Orthoptera; Acrididae
Gene: l(3)80Fg
Product: dnaJ homolog subfamily C member 16
Exons: 13
Coding region: 136-2556 (806 amino acids)
Source: RefSeq, a predicted model, not a curated record